CUGCCGCUUACGAGUUCACCACGUUGACGACUGUACCCGGCCAAAUCAUCUAUAAUGGAGCUAAGAUUCAAAUGCUCGACUUGCCCGGUAUCAUCCAGGGAGCCAAGGAUGGCAAAGGUCGUGGAAGACAGGUCAUCGCGGUCGCUAGAACUUGCCAUCUCAUUUUCAUUGUUUUGGACGUUAACAAGCCAUUGACGGACAAGAGGAUUAUCGAAAACGAACUAGAAGGGUUCGGCAUCAGAAUCAACAAGCAGCCGCCAAAUAUCGUCUUCAAGAAAAAGGACAAAGGAGGCAUUAAUAUCACGAGCACUGUCCCCUUGACCCAUAUCGACCAUGAUGAGAUCAAAGCCGUCAUGAGCGAGUAUAAGAUUUCCUCUGCUGAUAUUUCUAUUCGCUGUGACGCUACUAUCGACGAUCUGAUUGACGUGCUUGAGGCCAAGAACCGAGUCUAUAUACCCGUCAUUUAUGUGUUGAACAAGAUAGAUUCCAUUUCCAUUGAGGAACUGGAUCUAUUGUACCGGAUUCCCAAUGCCUGUCCAAUCAGUGCGGAGCACGGCUGGAACCUGGACGAACUGCUGGAACAGAUGUGGGAGAGACUGAAUCUCCGACGGAUAUACACCAAACCGAAGGGCCAGCAACCAGACUACACGGCCCCAGUUGUUCUCAAAGCCAAUGCGUGCACGGUCGAAGAUUUUUGCAAUGCUAUUCACAAGUCGAUCGUCGACCAGUUUAAGGUCGCCAUUGUUUACGGCCGCUCAGUCAAGCACCAGCCUCAACGAGUUGGGCUGAGCCACGAGCUUGCUGACGAGGAUAUCGGUCAGUAUUCCCUUUCUGCCCAGCUUGGAUGUGGGUACUGA
Messenger RNA from Rasamsonia emersonii CBS 393.64, 857 nucleotides. Its product is annotated as Developmentally regulated GTP-binding protein 1. Gene Ontology annotation, molecular function: GTPase activity; GTP binding. NCBI's taxonomy places the organism in Eukaryota, Fungi, Ascomycota, Eurotiomycetes, Eurotiales, Trichocomaceae. Gene Ontology annotation, biological process: cytoplasmic translation. Gene Ontology annotation, cellular component: cytoplasm. The annotation marks the transcript as partial. The record is from RefSeq and is a predicted model, not a curated record. The transcript is spliced from 3 exons.